AUGCAAUGCGCCAAUCACCAAAUCCCAUAUGGGACAUGGCGCCUGCGUGUAUUCCAACAGGUCCUGAAUCCAUCCCAAGCCAUACAACCGACCCGCCGCAGCUUUUCCAGCUCAACCUACAAAAACCAGAACGAAGACAAAACCACAAGCUCCCCAUCACAACAACUCCCACAAUCACCCUUCGUCACACAUCCCCGCCGACAAACAGGCCGAAAAACCGACAUAAAACUCGAUCCGAAACUUGAAGGUCCAGAACCCCUUUCCAAAAACCCCUGGGCCCAAGCUCUAGCCUCGCCAAUCCGAUCAUGCGCGCUCACAAGCGCACGAAUACCACGCUCUCUAAUGGGAGAAUGGGGACUAGUCCGAAAACCAAAUACCGAAGAACUCUUCAUACUACCGGUAAAUUACCUGAAAGACUUUUUGAAAAAAGCACCCUCAACGAGCGAAGCUCAGGCUCCGACUCCAAACGCAGCGCCACAUCCUGUAUCGGGAUCAGUCAUGAAAACAAAAUCCAACCGCAACCUUGUAUACCAUAUGACGAAUCUUAUUUCAUCUCUACGAGCUUUGGUAGAACCACUGGGUACGCAGCGCGGCAGACGACCACCUGUUUUUCGACUCGUGCCUUUCCGAUGGAAACAUCCGCAGGGACCUGUGACGAAGCGCGAAGAAGGGCAUAUGAACUGGUUAGAUGAUAUGCCGCAGUAUGUGCUCCGACGUAUGAGACGUGAUCUGAGUACUCGGCUUGUGAGCGCUUGUCAAAAAUCGAAUGUGCUUGGUGCUGCUAAUGGUGUUUGGAGUGUUAUUGGGCUGGAAGAGUAUUCACACUCUGGUCUUUUGGAGGGACUGGGGAGGCUAGCGCCAAUUGAUGGCAUGGAAUGCGGUGCUGUUAUUCUUCUUGGCUUGUCACAAAAUGGAAUCAAUCAGGGGAAGGAUGCGAAGUUUCCGGACUCGGUCGACUUGCCUCAGAUUGAAAGAGGUGUACCGGUAUUUGAUUUAUCGGUGCUUUUAUCGGAGUCGGAAUUGGUGGAGCUAAGAGAGACGGUCCCGCACUUUCAGGAGACAGCGCUGUUUUUCAGACCUAAUAAUAAGGCUGUUAUGGAUUUGAUGAUGUCUUUGUGGAAAUUGAAACGGUAUAGCACAGAAGAUAGGGAGAUGGAGCGUUUGAUGAAGAUAAAGCGCUAA
Messenger RNA from Penicillium angulare, 1182 nucleotides. RefSeq lists its product as uncharacterized. NCBI's taxonomy places the organism in Eukaryota, Fungi, Ascomycota, Eurotiomycetes, Eurotiales, Aspergillaceae. The record is from RefSeq and is a predicted model, not a curated record. The transcript has a single exon. The coding region runs from base 1 to 1182 and encodes 393 amino acids.